This is a messenger RNA of Cheilinus undulatus (humphead wrasse), 1238 nucleotides long. Its product is annotated as tetraspanin-7-like. The record is from RefSeq and is a predicted model, not a curated record. Gene Ontology annotation, cellular component: membrane. The transcript has 8 exons. The coding region runs from base 55 to 804 and encodes 249 amino acids. NCBI's taxonomy places the organism in Eukaryota, Metazoa, Chordata, Actinopteri, Labriformes, Labridae.
AUCAGGACAGACGGACAGACGGCGUCCUGGUUCAUGUCGUCGGCGUGAUCGAUCAUGGCUCCGAGGAGGUUUGAAACCAAACCAGUGAUCUUCUGUCUGAAGACGCUGCUGCUGCUCUACUCCUUCAUCUUCUGGGUCUCAGGGGUGGUCCUCCUGUCUGUGGGACUAUGGUGGAAGUUCAUGUUGGGCCCCUACAUGUUGUUGAUCUCCAGCAGCCCCUCCAAUGCCCCCUAUGUCCUGACGGGAACUGGGGCCGCCAUCAUCCUGUUUGGGCUGUAUGGUUGCUUCGCCACCUGCAGGGGGCGCCCCUGGAUGCUGAAACUGUACGCCGUGUUUCUGUCUCUUGUCUUCCUGACUGAACUCAUCGCUGGAAUCUCUGGAUUCAUCUUUCGCCAUGAGAUUAAAGGGACGUUUCUGACCACGUACAGCGACGCCGUGAUGAGAUACGACGGACGAGAUGACCGCAGUCUGGCUGUGGACGGAGUUCAACGCAGACUUCACUGCUGUGGCGUCUAUAACUACACCAGCUGGUUCAGCAGCGUCUAUUUCCCUGUCAGCGGCGUUCCCUCCAGCUGCUGUGUCAGUUUCUCUGACUGCAGCUCAGCCGACCUGAAGAACAUGACGCUGGCAGCAGGGAAAGUCUACAAACAGGGCUGCUACGAGCUGGUGACGGCGUUCAUAGAGAGCAACAUGGGAAUCAUUGCUGGAGUCACCUUUGGCAUCGCCUUCUCUCAGCUGGUCGGGAUGUCUCUGGCAUGUUGUUUAUCACGCUUCAUCAACGCCAACCAGUACGAGAUGGUGUGACAGAAAUGAGAUGAGGAUGCUCGUCACCAUGGAAACCUGGCAUCACAACCACACAGCAUGAAUAAACCCAUUGACAUUCCUCUGCUAUUUAUUUUCUAGACUUUAAAACAGGAUUCCCCGUGUAUUUCUGUCUUUGUUUGUCUCUAUGUUGAAGCUGAUUGGUUGAUUCCCCUGGUCGUGUGUGAACGUGUGGAGGCUCAGGUCAAAUUAAACUAAAAUAUAUGCACAUGUAAUUACAAUGAUGACAUUAAAUGACUUCAGAAUAAUGGCGCUGUGCUGAGGUUUUUGUUAAAACAGUCUGAUGGAAACUGAGAGACAAGUUCAAUCUCCCAUUAAGAUGUGGUUGAUAUUAGUAAAAAUGUGGGUUUUAAUAGAAAAUACGUCAUCCCAGAUGAAAUUUCAGAUUAUAAAUGUAAUAAAAGAUUUCUACUUGU